AUGGUUCUCGCCGUUGACCUUCUCAACCCCAGCCCGGCUGCCGAGGCUAAGAAGCACAAGCUCAAGACUCUGGUCCCUGCCCCCCGAUCCUUCUUCAUGGACGUCAAGUGCCCCGGCUGCUUCACCAUCACCACCGUCUUCUCCCACGCCCAGACCGUCGUCAUCUGCCAGGGCUGCACAACUGUCCUCUGCCAGCCCACUGGUGGCAAGGCCAGACUCACCGAGGGUUGCUCUUUCCGCAGAAAGUAG
Neoarthrinium moseri is the source of this 249-nucleotide messenger RNA. RefSeq lists its product as uncharacterized. The record is from RefSeq and is a predicted model, not a curated record. The transcript is spliced from 3 exons. Lineage: Eukaryota; Fungi; Ascomycota; Sordariomycetes; Amphisphaeriales; Apiosporaceae. The coding region runs from base 1 to 249 and encodes 82 amino acids. Gene Ontology annotation, biological process: ribosomal small subunit assembly; translation. Gene Ontology annotation, cellular component: ribosome; cytosolic small ribosomal subunit. Gene Ontology annotation, molecular function: structural constituent of ribosome; RNA binding.